GAGAGUCACAUAUCGCCGCAUCCUUCUGAUGCGAAUGCUUUAACUCGCUUCUCUAUUCACGCAGAAACACUGAUAAUGGCAACGGAAGGGACAGAAUCUAACUACAAUUCGUCUACUGAAGGUCUUCAGGACCAAUCUUCGCCUCGCGAAUCGCUGCCUCCUCAUUCAGGUGGCUCAACAAUCACCGAGUUUCAGUCCCGUUCUGGGGCAAGAGUUCAGUUGUCACGCAACUUCGAGUUUUUCCCUGGUACGUCAGAUAGGGUUAUAAUGGUAUCUGGGCUUGUGGAUAAUAUACUCAAGGCAGUUGAACUUAUUCUUGGUAAAUUGUUAGAUGAGUUUUAUGCCGAAGAUGGUGAUGAUGUGCGAUCAAAAGUUAGACUAGUUGUGCCCAAUAGCUCUUGUGGUGGAAUUAUUGGGAAGGGAGGAGCCACGAUAAGGUGUGCAUAUUGAAUGCUAAGAAGAAGUAACAGUUUGAACAAUCUUACGCCUUUUGAUCUUGAACCCGAAAGAUCGUCCACAGGUUAAGGACGGAGGCAGAAGCAAGAUAAAGAAUUGCAGAGUUGCGCAUCGUAGUCCAACCACAGCCAACUGAGAUGGCAGAAAAUGAAUAGCGAACCAGUGAUUGAGGCCUCAAGGCCUAGGCUCACGAACAUGAAUCAGGCUAUCGUUAGCCUAAAAUAACUGGGCACUUCGACCUAAAACAGUACAUGAUGCAACUAAUUCAAUCCAUAGGGCUAUUUGUGGGUUUGUCGAGUGAAGAUCCCCAAAGGCAUAUAUAAAUUUUUUUGGAGAUUACGGAUACAUACAACUAUCUGAACGUCUCCAAGGACUAUGUCAGACUAACUUUGUUUCCCUUUUCUCUGAUGGGGGAAGCAAAGUAAUGGUUAAACAAAGAGCCUGCAAACUCAAUCCUCACAUGAGAUGAUCCAACACGCAAAUUCCUCAUCAAAUUCUUUCCCACAAAGAAAACAAAGUCAUUGAGAAGCCAAAUUUUGGGGUUUCAACAAAAAGAGGGCGAGACUCUACGUCAGGGCUGGGAGAGAUAUAAAAAGCUACAGAGAGAUUGUCCUCACCAUUGUCAAACUAAUGAAGUGUUGGGACACACGUUUGUGGAUGGGUUGGACGAGACCUCCAAAUUGAAUCUAGACUCAACUUGUGGAGGAAGUUGAAUGCAAAAGCCCUACAGUGAGAUUCAGACUCUGCUGAAUAAUUUCACUACAAACGAUCAUAACUGGCAACGUGAGAGUGAACCAAGAAGAAUGAUCAGAUAGAAAGCAACAGGUAUACUCGAGCCAGAUGAGAUGUCAACCAUGAGGCAAGAAAUUUCUAAGCUUACCAACAAAGUGGAUAAGAUGGCAAUGGGUCAAGGGCAUCAAAUGCAUCAAGUUCAGAGGAUUGCCAUAUGUUUUGAAAUUUGUAGAGAAGGUCACACGAGUGACCAAUGUUCGGUGAAUCCAGAAUCUAUUUAUUAUGCGAGCCAGCAGAGUAGAGGUCCAAUGAUACAAAAUGCACAAUAUGGGAACACUUAUAAUCCCAACUGGAGGAAUCACCCGAGCUUCUCGUAGGGUGGAAAUCAAAGUCAAAAUCAAAACCAAUACAGACCCCAAGGAAACUAUAACCAAAGCCAAACACCACCACAACAAGCAGAAGAGAGCAUAAAUGACUUGUUGAAAAUGUUGUUGCUUGACAACCAACAGCUUAGAACCGACAAUCAAUAACUUCGGCUUGACAAUCAACAACUCAGGACUGAUUUUAGAAAUUUGGAGAGGCAAUUCGGGCAAAUAGCCUCUAAUCGGAAUGUUAGGCUAGCUGGAGCACUCCUAAGUGAUAUUGAGAAGAAUCCCAUAGAACACGUGCAAUGAAUUAAUCUGAGAAGUGGGAGAGAAUUAGAGGAGCCUCCUUCUCAAAAGCAUGUAUCUGAAAGAGAGUUGGUGCCUAAGCCAGUAAAAGAAGCUAAAAUAAGGAUGAUGAACACAAGCAAUAGAUAGAGGUAAUGCCACCAACGCCUUUUCAUCAAAGGUUGCAAAAAUUGAAAGAUGAUUCCGAGUACAAAAAGUUCUUAGAUAUAUUGAGCUAGGUGCGUGUGAAUCUACCUCUGGUAAAAGUGCUGCCAGAAGUUCCUAAAUAUGCCAAGUAUCUGAGAGACAUUGUGGCCAACAAAAGAGGGUUGACAGAGUUUUAAACGGUUGUACUUACUGAGGAGUGCAGUGCUAGAAUACAAAGUAAGAUCCCGCCUAAGUUGAAUGGUCCAAGUUGUUUUAUAAUUCCCUUGGCGAUUGAAAAACGCGAGUUUGGUAGAGCCUUGUGCGAUUUGGGAGCGAGCAUUAAUUUGAUGCCACUAUCAGUGUUUAAACAACUUGAUCUAGGAGCACCUAGGCCUACUACUAUAACACUACAGCUAGCAGAUCGGUCAUUGUGAGCACGCAAUUUUUUCCCUACCCAUAGUUUACUCCUAAAUAAUUCACAAAAAUAAUUU
This is a messenger RNA of Nicotiana tabacum (common tobacco), 2476 nucleotides long. The record is from RefSeq and is a predicted model, not a curated record. Lineage: Eukaryota; Viridiplantae; Streptophyta; Magnoliopsida; Solanales; Solanaceae.